Molecule: messenger RNA, 3665 nt
Organism: Triplophysa rosa
Lineage: Eukaryota; Metazoa; Chordata; Actinopteri; Cypriniformes; Nemacheilidae
Gene: fbh1
Product: F-box DNA helicase 1
Exons: 21
Coding region: 157-3189 (1010 amino acids)
Biological process (GO): replication fork processing; double-strand break repair via homologous recombination
Cellular component (GO): nucleus
Molecular function (GO): 3'-5' DNA helicase activity; ATP binding; hydrolase activity
Source: RefSeq, a predicted model, not a curated record
UUAUAUUUGGAGUUCUUAAUUUUUUUUCGAAGUUUAAAAAUGAAGACUUUUAUUUUGAAACGAGACGCUGAACGGAAGAGAACACGGCGUGAGGUUGUGUUUACUCGGGUCUUUUUUUAAAUCGGACCAGAAGAGUCGUCUCCUCGUCUCUACAUCAUGGAGUCGUCCAAGAGUGGACGGGUCAAACGCAGACAUCUGGGGCCGUCCGAGUGUCAAGAUCUGGCGCAGAGCAGCUCGGGGACCCACUCUCUCGCACAGCCAUUCACUGCCAAUGGCAGAAACGACGCUCCCAAAUAUGGACUUCAACCCAGGACACCCACCAAAAAAAGAAGACAAGCUGCAGAAAGUGUGGGACAACAGAAGGGCAUUACGGAGUUCUUCUCGGUUACUGGAGUCAUCAGCAGCAGCCCCCAAAAAGACAACAAGACCCCCGUGAAAGAGGAACUCGCUGAACCUCUGGUCCCGACAGAUGAAGAUGUAACAGAGGACUUCAUGGAAGGCAUCACAGAAGACAUGUUCGAUGAAGACAUGUUUGAUGAGGUCUGUGUCAAAAAUGAAAAGGAAUUCUUGGUCUCUGUGAAAAAAGAAGUGGAUGAAGAGUAUCCUGUAGACAGUCUCCCUGACGCCCACUAUGGGUUGCUCGGAGUGCAGGGCGGGGAUGCGGUGCCCCAGGGUCACGUCCAGGACCUUCCCGAUGAGAUCCUUAGGACCUUGUUUGGUCACCUCCCCGCAGAAGAUCUGUAUCGACACGUCAGCCUGGUGUGCCAGCGCUGGAGAAUCCUCGCCAUGGACCCACAGUUUCAUCCUUGGAAGAAGUUGUACUACAGAUACCGUAAACGGGAACCCGAGGCAGUGAAGGAAGUGAAGUCUAUCCUGUAUGAUAAUCACAUUAACAAAAAGGAUGACUUGUGUCUUCUCAACAUGCUGAGGUACAUGUCACAAUUCGAACACAGCAAGCGAGUGAAUGUAAAGGACGUGUUGGAGUGUGUGAAAGCACAUCGUUUCUAUGCCCAUGCCGAGGCCUGCAUCAAACACAGACUGCCGGAUGUGACGGACUCUGAGGGUCCGAACCCUUGGUCUGCCAUGGCCCUGAUGUUGAUACUGUCUGACGGAGUGAAAGACGUCCUGGAUUUGGUAGCUCUGUUGCGGAGGUCUGGAUGUCUUCUGACGGCAGGUGGAAUCUCCGAGUAUCUGUGGGCUGUGGCGACUUUGCUUCUGGCCAUGAGAGAGAACAACAUUAACAUAAGCAACCGGUGGCAUUACAACAUCUUCUAUGCGCUGCAUUUACUGGAGAACGCGCCUCCUCCUUUGGGCCAGCAAAGCAUCAGAGCGCUUCAUGUCACACAUGAACAACAACAGAUCCUCAAUCACGAUAUCCAAAAAGACCAUGUUGUUAAGAUAAUUGCUUUUGCAGGCACUGGAAAGACUACGACACUAGUGAAGUACGCUGAGCAGAGGCCACACUUGCGCUUUCUCUACCUCGCCUUCAACAGAUCUGUGGCAGUGCAAGCGCAACAGUUGUUCCCACGCAAUGUGGAAUGCAGUACGGUCCAUUCAAUGGCCUUCAAAGCUGUGGGAGUGAGAUAUAGGCAGAAACUAUCCAGUAAUUUGAUACCGUUUGAGGUGGCGUGGGUCUUGCCGAAGGAUCACGGAGGAUUUGUCAAUGCUAAAGUGGUGACGCAAACCGUGAGCGGUUACAUGGCGUCCAUAGACCGGCGCGUUGGCAUGCAGCACGUUCCGUGGGAGUACAAAAACACGCGCGGCCAUAUGGUGCGCCCAGAGGAAGAACAGAGAAGGAUGUUUGCAGAUAUUGCACAGACAUUAUGGGACAAAAUGGUGGAAUUGCAGCACAGAAAAGAGCGAGCCUACAACAUGACCCAUGACGGUUACCUCAAACUCUGGCAGCUGACCCGACCAGAGCUGGAUGGUUAUGAUGUCAUAUUUAUUGAUGAAGCUCAGGACUGCACACCAGUGGUCAUGGACAUCAUGCUCUCCCAGAAGUGUGGAAAAGUCUUGGUUGGAGACCCUCAUCAGCAGAUUUACACCUUCAGAGGGGCGGUGAACGCCCUGCACAGUGUUUCUCACACACACAUCUACUAUCUCACGCAGAGUUUCAGGUUUGGCUCUGAGAUCGCCUAUGUUGGCGCUACAAUAUUGGAAAGCUGUAAAAAAGUGAAGCAGAUAUUGGUUGGUGGGAGUCAGGAUGGAUAUGUUAAAGGAGAGGACACACAAGCACUUGAGCUUCUGAAACAGGGACAGAAACUGUCACAAGAAGGCAGCGUGGCCAUUCUGAGCCGCUGUAACGUGACUGUAUUUAGUGAAGCUGUCCGACUCACGGAUGCCAACCCCGACUGCAAGAUUUACAUUGUUGGAGGUGUUGAAAACUUUGGACUGGAGAAAAUCAUGGAUAUCUGGGUCCUGACGCAACCUGAGGACAAACGCAAAAGUGAGAACCUGACAAUCAAAGACUACUUCAUCCGGACUUUCUGCCGUGAGAAGAUGGGUGGAUACGGAGGUUUGAGGGGAUACGCCACAGCCUCAGAAGACCGUGAGCUCGAGGGCAAACUAGCUGUGGUGGAAAAAUACCACAAACGCAUUCCAGAACUGGUGCAACGGAUCUACGGACGUGUCCAGAGAAAUCCUCAGUGUGCAGAUUAUCUUCUCGGUACGGUGCACAAGUCUAAAGGCCUGGAGUUCGACACUGUGGUUGUGACGGAUGACUUCACGAAAGUUCCCUGUUCUCGACACAACCUGCAGAGAGUCGGCAGUUUCAGCACAGCAAGUGUCCCAGAUGAUGAGUGGAACCUGUUAUACGUGGCUGUCACGCGAGCCAAAAGAGCUCUUUACAUCACCAAGACCAUCAGCAACAUCCUCACAUUUACUGGGGAGUACUUCCUGAGGUCACAGUUGACCAGCACUCUGCUAAGUACAGACCCGUCUCCCAUCUGCUCAAUUUCCGACUGUGAAAACCACAUCACAGCGGAUUCAGCCCUCAGCAUGUGUAAACUCCCCAUCAGAUAUAUGGACGAUAUGGAUGAGGGAGGUGUUCUUUGUUUGACCUGUGUGGACCAGCGUGUUGGACCCGUCGCCUUCCUUCUCGCUCCUCCUGAAGUGGUCAGAUCCAUGACCUAUACUAACGAAAGCAUCGAUCUGCCCAUCAACGUUGCCAUGCUGUUAGCUCUGUUUUAAGAGCGUGUCCAUGCAGACAAAUGAGUAGCUUUGAGUUGUCCUUUCUAUUUUAAGUGCCUUUCGCAAAUAGUCUGAAACAAGUUUUCGUUUGCUCAUGAUUCAGAUUCGGACUAGAUUUGAAUUAGAUUUGUAUUUAAGUAUUUCUAAGUGCUUCUAAACAUAGUUCUGCAGUCCAUCUGAAGAUCUGUUUCACAUUGCGUUUGACUCUUAUUUGGAGCACAGUAAACAGUGACAUCACCAUGUUAGUUGGGGAAUAAGCAUGUUAAAGUUUUCUUUUCCUGUCUAAAGUGGAGGCUAUCCAAACCCUCUGAACCUUCAGUGUUUCAGCUGUUGUGAACAGCGCAAUAGUUGAAGUGAAGAGAAACAUUUAGAAUUGUACAAAAAAAGUCAUUUAUGGAGAAAUGCCCUUUAUUUAUAUUCAUUGUUGUGCGAGACAUAAAAAACAUUGCAUUUACAUAAAGAUAGAUGGCAUGGUG